Molecule: messenger RNA, 761 nt
Organism: Boeremia exigua
Lineage: Eukaryota; Fungi; Ascomycota; Dothideomycetes; Pleosporales; Didymellaceae
Exons: 2
Coding region: 1-708 (235 amino acids)
Source: RefSeq, a predicted model, not a curated record
AUGGCGCCACGCAAGCCUGCUACGCCCGCAAAGGUAGCCAAGAAAAGCCUUGCAAGUCCAAACAACAGGAUUGUCAAGCGACCCGCUCGCGGCUACCACAAGUACAAGAAUGGACUGUUGAAUGUCACGCCCAAGGGCGGGGAGAUGAACAUCGUGAAAAACAAUCAGGAUACGCCACUGCUACGCCUGCCUCCUGAGAUCAGGAAUCGUAUCUGGGAGCAUACCCUCGGUCGCAGCAGUUUUAGGGCACAAGUGUCCAAGCAGGGAAGGAAGAACGUAGCCACAAUGGUAUCGCUGUCGGACGAGCCUGGUGUUGGCGUCGCUCUUCUACGCUCUUGCCGCCAGAUCUACUCCGAAGCUGCAAUGAUGCCUAUCUGUCUGAACACUUUCGUAAUCAGAGACUACUGGCGUAAUAUGAAAGCCUUCCGGCUCUUCUCAGCGCAUCAGUUCAAGCGAAUCACUAUGAUCCGACUCGAACUUCAAUUUCCUAUAUUCUACCUGGAUGCCCUCGAAAUUCAGCCUCUGUUUCCUGCGAUGAAUGAUAUUGAGAUAGUUAUACAUUCAGCCAACAGUGUUACCAACAGUGUUACCAACAGUGUUAGUUUCGAAGAUGCAGCAGCAGCCAUUCGCGUCUACUAUCAGCCUUUCAUGGAGUCUGGCGCUAUUACCAUGACGAUCAAGCGACUGGAUCAAAGCAUUACUGCCUGACGAUCGAUCUAGGUGAAAGAUUGACGAAACGGAUUUCCAGCAUUGCAUGAUGC